AUCAUCCCCUCCCCUCGUCGGAACUGCUCUUUGAGCCUCGUCAACAUUUCUUCUUUUAAGAAUUUUAACAAUCUCCCCUCUCAACCCCCCCCUUCAGCUCUACCUUCACAGGUUGAACUGAACUACAGCACCCAGCUUUCCAGCUCGCGCUCCGGUUCACAUCCCACCACCGCCAUUCCCGGCCCAGACUUUUCAGUCUUCACCACGGAUUCACAUCAGUCAUCAUGGACUCCCUCCAGUACCUCGAGCCUGCCGGCACAUUCCGCGCAUCAACAGCCCCCACAGAAUCUCAGCUUGCCCCAACAGGACUUCGUCUUGUUCGAUUCGCCGAUCAAUCAUCGUCCACAUAGUAGCCGUACUACAUCGCAACCUUCCGCCCACGGAGGUGUAAAUCAACCACAGCAAUAUCGUAAUCAGCCGCUCUUCCCGCAGCAGAUCCCAUCGCCAUCACUGCAGAAUCAGCGAGUUGCGAACAUCAUCCAGGCAACCGGCCACUCCACGACUUCAUCGGCAUUCACCAAUCGGUUUACUACACAGAACUCGCGCCCAUCGCCGCAACAGUUCUACGCCUCGUCCGCUCCAUCUUCGUCUGUUGCUCUGAACAUUCCCAAGCAACGCCAGCACCGCCCACCCGUUCCCCUGUUUCCACAAGGUCCCGGCGGCGUGCCACCAGGCAAGAUGAACAUUCAAGGUAAUUUCACUCCGCAACACCACCUUGCUCGCCACAGAGGCUCACACAUGAGAUCAGACCUGGAUUUGGACGACUUCACCGCCUUUGAGGGCGGUGCGUCUACCACGUACUCGUCGCCAGCUCUCCCGACUGUCUUCGAUCUGAGCUCCAGCGUCUCGAGCACGGGGCAAAACCUGGCCACCGUCUCUCCUCAAGAGCUCAUGAUGAACGAGCCCUUCAUGUCAGCACCCAACUCCACUGCUUUCACCGCUUUGACUUCGCCAUCGCUGUAUAACGGUUCCCCCGAUUUCUGCGACAGCUAUGAGACCUCUCCUCACUUUGGAGGAGGAGGUGAUUUCGACUCCAACCCGGACAACUGGUUCCCCCUUUUCCCAACAACCAACACGGAACCAGAAGCCCCCAAGGAGGCGCUUGUUGGGCCUAAGCCUGAACAGUCCCCAGUAAUUACCGCCGAGGAGCUCGAAGUCAAGUCGCUGGCCUCGGGACAUCGUCGCAAGUCAAGCACUUCUCCACCAACCCGCCACUCGUCCAUCGCCGGUGUCAACUCUCGCCGCCGCGACAAGCCCCUUCCUCCCAUCAUUGUCGACGAUCCCACGGAUACUGUCGCGAUGAAGCGUGCUCGCAACACUCUUGCGGCUCGCAAGUCUCGGGAGCGCAAGGCCGCUCGCUUGGAUGAGCUUGAGGAGAAGAUUGAGAAGCUCUCUGCUGAGCGUGAUCAUUGGAAGCAAUUGGCUUUGCAACUAGGUGCAAAGGAGUAA
Messenger RNA from Podospora anserina S mat+, 1449 nucleotides. RefSeq lists its product as uncharacterized. The annotation marks the transcript as partial. NCBI's taxonomy places the organism in Eukaryota, Fungi, Ascomycota, Sordariomycetes, Sordariales, Podosporaceae. The record is from RefSeq and is a predicted model, not a curated record. Gene Ontology annotation, cellular component: transcription regulator complex. Gene Ontology annotation, molecular function: RNA polymerase II cis-regulatory region sequence-specific DNA binding; DNA-binding transcription factor activity, RNA polymerase II-specific. The transcript has a single exon. Gene Ontology annotation, biological process: positive regulation of cellular response to amino acid starvation.